AUGGCAGAAGGCGUCUUCCGCAACAUGGCCGCCUCACACCCGCUCAUCAGCGAGAUCGACUCCGCUGGCACGGGCGCCUACCAUACCAUGGAGCCGCCGGAUUCGCGCACCAUGGCCACCCUCCGCAAGCACGGCAUCACCAACUACAACCACGCCGCCCGCAAAGUCACCAAGGACGACUUUCUCACCUUCGACUACCUCCUCGCCAUGGACAAGUACAACCUGCGCGAUCUGUUGGACGUGCGCGAGUCUGUUGUCGCGUCGAUGAAUAAGUCCGGCGCAUCGCGUGGCGCCAAGGCCACCCGUGCCGGCACGGCGGCGUCGCUGGCGGCGGCUGGUGAGGCCGGCGCGAAGGUCGCCGAGGUGCGGCUGUUUGGAGAUUUUGGGGCUGGCGGAUCCGUACUAUGGUGGGGUGAAUGGGUUCGAGGAGGUUUAUCAGCAGGUCGUGCGGUUUUCGAGGGGUUUCUUGGACUACAUUGA
This is a messenger RNA of Aspergillus terreus NIH2624, 480 nucleotides long. It is a transcript of the gene ltpA, whose product is annotated as tyrosine protein phosphatase LTP1. Gene Ontology annotation, cellular component: cytoplasm. Gene Ontology annotation, biological process: protein dephosphorylation. Lineage: Eukaryota; Fungi; Ascomycota; Eurotiomycetes; Eurotiales; Aspergillaceae. Bases 1 to 480 code for a protein of 159 amino acids. Gene Ontology annotation, molecular function: acid phosphatase activity; non-membrane spanning protein tyrosine phosphatase activity. The transcript has 2 exons. The record is from RefSeq and is a predicted model, not a curated record.